Mycena citricolor is the source of this 1473-nucleotide messenger RNA. Lineage: Eukaryota; Fungi; Basidiomycota; Agaricomycetes; Agaricales; Mycenaceae. The record is from the annotation of a GenBank genome assembly.
GCACAUCACACUCUUCACAAAUCUCAUCGUCGACCAGCUUCCUCUUGUUCCCUGCUAGACACAUCCAUCAUUCAGCUCGCCAUCAAGCCAUUCGCCCAAGCCGAGAAGUCUUGUUACCUCGCUACAUUCCACACUCCCCCAUCGCGAAAUCUCCAGUAAGAUGAGCGAAGCACCCCACGCCGCGAGCGCUAGUGUCCUGCCUGCGGGCAUCACGGACCCGAAUUUCGCCCCACCACCGGGCACCCUGGGAAACUUGAACGUCAUCCAACAACACUCCCUGGACAAAUUCAAGAAGGAGCUAAAGGAAGAGGGGUAUUUUGAGGAAGGCCCGAUACGGUUCACCGAUGCUGGUCUGCUCAAAUUCCUCCGCGCACGCAAAUUUGACGUGCCCAAAGCCAAGGAGAUGUUUAUCGCGUGCGAGAAAUGGCGGAAGGAGUUUGGCGUCGACGAGAUCGUCCAGAACUUCGACUACCCCGAGCUGCCGAUUGUGGACAAGUACUACCCUCAGUACUACCACAAGAACGACAAGGACGGGCGCCCGAUCUACAUCGAGCGGCUCGGCCUGCUCGACCUCAAGGCGCUGUACGCCGCGACGACGCCCGAGCGGCAGAUCAAGCGCCUGGUGCUCGAGUACGAGAAGUUCAUUAACGAGCGGCUGCCCGCGUGCUCCGCCGCCGCCGGCCACCCCGUCGAGACAUCGUGCACGAUUCUCGACCUGCAGGGCGUCUCGAUGUCCAACUUCUACCGCGUGAAGGACUACGUGUCCAAGGCGACCGACAUCGGGCAGAACCGCUACCCGGAAAGCAUGGGCAAGUUCUACAUCAUCAACGCCCCCUGGGCGUUCUCCGCCGUCUGGAGCAUCAUCAAGCCCUGGCUCGAUGAAGUCACCGUGAAGAAGAUCGAUAUCAUCGGCAGCUCGUACAAAGACAAGCUCCUGGCCCAGAUUCCGGCGGAGAACCUGCCCAAGCAGUUCGGUGGGAAGUGUGACUGCCCCGGCGGAUGCUCGCUCAGCGAUGCUGGGCCAUGGAAUAACAAGGAGGUCAUCGAGGCCGUCGAGAGCGGACAAGUCCUGUCUGCCUGAAGUGGUUUAUGGUACUGAAAGGAUAUCCACCUCAUUCUCGGAGCAUUCGUUUAAUUUAUAUCCACAUCUUUACAUCGUGGGCGGAUUCAUCCAUGGGACGUGCUUUGAGUGGUUCUCGUUUCUUUUUUGCCUUCCCCCAGUCGGAAUUAUUGCACGUGCCACUCUGCGCUCUGACAUAUUAUUAUCCACUCCAAUGCUGGAAUGUACAUGAUUGGUCUGAACAGACCAUAUCAUUUGGGCUCAAAGCUGAUCGGUAAAUGCCGAGUUAUCAUCCGCGAAUGCAUCGGUCUGAGACGCUGAGCUUCGCAUUAUCCUGACAUUAUCUGGAAGACUUGAGGCAGAUGAUGUCCUAUUGCGACCUGAGACUGGCCGUUGGAGAACGCUAUGCGUGC